This is a messenger RNA of Arctia plantaginis, 1152 nucleotides long. NCBI's taxonomy places the organism in Eukaryota, Metazoa, Arthropoda, Insecta, Lepidoptera, Erebidae. The record is from the annotation of a GenBank genome assembly.
AUGGCAGGAGACAUUUUGAACUUCACGGACGAAGUCAGUGCGACUGUGGAACCAAGUGAACUAUCCAAAUUCUCCCCAGGACUGCUGACGUUCGCGGCUGUGGUGACAGGAACUAUUAUGUUGGUAGGACUCUUCGGUAAUCUCCUCACAGUCGUUGCGCUACUCAAGUGCCCCAAAGUGAGGAAUGUUGCUGCUGCUUUUAUUAUUAGUCUAUGCAUUGCGGAUUUCCUGUUCUGUGCCAUCGUACUCCCAUUCGCCAUAUCAGGCUUCUGGACUCGAACGUGGUCUCACGGCGGAGUGCUCUGCAAGUUAGUACCGUUCCUCAGGUACGGGAACGUUGGAGUGUCUCUCUUAAGCAUCGCCCUCAUAACCUUGAACAGGUAUAUAAUGAUAGCCCACCACAGCUGGUACUCGCGCGUAUACCGCAAACACAACAUUGCACUUAUGAUCGUAUUCUCGUGGAUGUUCUCGUACGGUAUGCAGAUACCUACGCUUGUUGGAGUAUGGGGUAAAUUUGACUACGACCCAGAGUUAGGGACAUGUUCAAUCAUGCCAGACGACAAUGGCCGCUCAGCGAAGACUGCCCUGUUCGUGAUUGCCUUCAUUGUACCAGCACUGCUCAUAUUAAUAUGCUACGCCAGGAUAUUCUGGGUGGUACACAGCUCAGAACAACGCAUGCGUGAACAUCAAAGGUCCCAACAUAUGAGCCCUGGGAACCUUAAUAGCAACGAUAAGAGGUCCACGAUAAAAGACAACAGAGAGACCAAAGCCCGUCGAAACGAGUGGAGAAUUACGAAGAUGGUACUCGCGAUCUUUUUGUCCUUCCUCGUAUGCUACCUGCCUAUCACCAUCGCGAAGGUCGCUGACAAUCAUGUGCAUUUUCCCGUAUUCCAUAUUGCGGGUUACAUCUUGCUGUACGCGAGCGCUUGCGUAAACCCGAUCAUCUACGUGAUAAUGAAUGCGCAGUACCGCGCUGCGUACGCGGCGGCGCUAUGCUGCCCCCUCGCGCGCCUCUCGGGGCUCACCAGCGAGAAAUGGAACGAGCGUCACGGGUACAGCUUCAACAACACGCAAACGGCGCUCAGCCAAGUGUCACUGGGGGAGUCGAGAGUCGACCCUCGGGGAGCCCUGGCAAGCCCUGGCGGAAAAUAA